Molecule: messenger RNA, 1935 nt
Organism: Candidozyma auris
Lineage: Eukaryota; Fungi; Ascomycota; Pichiomycetes; Serinales; Metschnikowiaceae
Exons: 1
Coding region: 1-1935 (644 amino acids)
Molecular function (GO): protein binding
Source: RefSeq, a predicted model, not a curated record
AUGGGGGAUGUGCAAUCUGAGGUGCCACUGCGAAGUGAGAAGCCAGAACCUCACGAUCCAAAUCUACCCACAACAAUAAACUCCACCUCCACUCAAGCACUUGACAAUGGCGAGAGCAAGUUGACCGAGCCUGUUGCUUAUUCGAUGAAACUGGAACUCGAAAGAACACCCGAGCUUUUUCAGCAGGCAAUCUCAAACGGCAAUCAGUCUCCAACUACGCCCCAUACAGCUAACAGAAUUACUUCUCAACCUGCGCCGAGCAGUUCGAAUGACGUAGCUAUGGAAGGGGAUCCUCAAAAUAAUGCCGACAGUGGCAUAAAGACUGCCAAGCCCACACUGCUCAGGCUAGUUGUCUCUGUGGGUAAUAAUGGAAGCUCACAAAUACGGCAGUUCAAAAACGAUCUCAACCUACGAGAGAACGAGACAGUGGUAGAACAGACAUUGAGUGAUAGCGUUGACGACAAAGAGUACCAAAUUGUCACGUUGUGUAUUGAGUAUGAUGGCUCGUUUAUCGAGAAUAUGAAGUCAUUGAGCGACUUUGUCCAUAGAGAUGUCAUCAAGAAGGCAAAGGAAGUCUCGUAUCACAUUGACUUUGACAGCUCAAAGAAAUGGAGUGAAGUCAGUGAUCAGGAAAAGGAACAGUACACGAAGUUUGUCGAGGAAUUGGCCAAGGAGGCGGCCGCAAAAGUUACUCACUGCUCUUUGAUAAAUAAGUAUGAUUUGAGCACUGUGUUCGUGACAGAGAAGGACCAGUUAUCGAAACUAGGGAACGAGAUUCUGGCUGAUGUUAACAGGUGGUCCAAUCUAAGAAUUCUAGACUACGGUUUAAAUUCACUACGGUUUUUUCCUGGUGUGAGAUUUCCUGAUAGCAUAGAGGUGAUGCAUGUGGGAGGCGGUAGAGCUCUUGAGACCCUUGCUGGGUUCAAGAUUCCGACCAAUCUCAAGGCUCUCGAUGCAUCAAGGUGUACUCUUACCUCAAUUGACUACAUCUCCCUACCGCCAACAACUGAGCAUCUACUUCUCUCUGAAAACAGGAUAUAUUUUCUCAACUACGCAGAUCUCCCCCCUCGUUUGCAGACACUAGAUCUUUCGAACAAUUGCAUCGAUCUGUUGAAAAACAUCAAUUUUCCAAAAAGCCUCCGCUAUUUAUCUGUCUCAUACAAUCCCAUAGAGUGCAUCAAAGGAGCUAGAUUCCCUGAUAACAUCGAGUAUUUGGAUGUUUCGUGUAUUCCAAAUGAGUCCAUGGCAGGUAUCAAGUUUCCAGAUCUGGCUAUCUGGUUAAACCUUCAGCAAUCAAUGACGAACACGAGAGGAUUGAAGAUACCCCCUUCGGUUAGAGAGCUCAAUAUGGCAGGAAAUGGGGUCAACAGCAUCAAUCCUUUGAAGCUACCGAACUCAAUAGAAUGCCUCUUAUUGUCCAACAACAAUAUCAAGACAUUGAACAAGGUGACCUUUCCUAGUUGCUUGAGAGAGCUCUAUUUGGGGAACAAUUCGAUUACCACUCUCAAAAAUUUCCAAUUCCCACCGACUUUAGAGAUUCUCGACCUUGAGAUGGAUCCUCAUUUGGAAGAGAAUGAAAAGUUUAUCACUUCAAUAAAGGACAUAGUCUUAGGGCCUAAUCUCAGGGUUUUGAAUCUCGGAUAUCAUCUGAUCAAGAACAUCGAAUCGAUGGAUUUUCCAUUUUCGUUGGAGGAACUCAAGCUUCAGUACAACGAUCUCCGGGUUUUCAGAAACGUUCGCUUUGGACCAAAUCUUAGACUUCUUGACCUCAGUGGUAACCAAGAUCUCUAUAACAUCGAUGGCGUUGUUUUUCCCAAUUCAUUGAAGGAACUCAGAGUACCUUCUGUGCUUGUUCCGAAUUUACCCGGCGUGCUUGUGAGUAGAAUCAAUCUGGGAGAAAUCAAAAUUACGAAGUCAAUGCCCUAUACGAUAUGA